Molecule: messenger RNA, 2074 nt
Organism: Ruditapes philippinarum (Manila clam)
Lineage: Eukaryota; Metazoa; Mollusca; Bivalvia; Venerida; Veneridae
Product: phosphatidylinositol 3-kinase regulatory subunit alpha-like
Exons: 8
Coding region: 123-1298 (391 amino acids)
Biological process (GO): phosphatidylinositol phosphate biosynthetic process
Cellular component (GO): phosphatidylinositol 3-kinase complex
Molecular function (GO): 1-phosphatidylinositol-3-kinase regulator activity
Source: RefSeq, a predicted model, not a curated record
AUAUGUGUACAUGUUAUUUGAUAUCAGGUAGAGAUAUAUGAUUAUCCAUACAUGUUAUCAUAUAUUAACUACAGGUUCACAUUCAUCCGCCUAAAUAGGAAGUUUAAUUUACAACAAACUGGAUGUGUGAGCUAUUGGGAUUAACAGAAAUGUCCGAUCGUAACAGCUACGCUACAGCAUGGGACUGGGGAGAGUGCACUAAAGAUUACGUGGACACGUUCCUGAACUCUGAACCAGAUGGGACGUUUCUAGUGUUUAAAACAAAAGGUUCGACGGGCUUUACUCUGGCUAUCAGAAUUAAUGGAAAGAACAAAUUUGUAGAGAUAUUGCAUGAAGACGACCUGUUUGGUUUUAGUGAACCUUUGGGUUUCGAGAGUUUAAACGACGUCCUGGAUGCGUACAACUGGUCCCCACAAACAGGAAAUACACUCAUCUAUCCUGCAAUUAGAUCUGAUUCCCCCCUACAUCGUACAAAUUCACGGAGUUCCCGGUUAUCAAUGCAAGACUUGGACCCAUUAACUCUCCUCAUGGACUUACGUUGUGCAGCAAGUUUGAAGAUGAAAAAAGAUGAACGAUAUGCCGUUAUACAAGACGAACAUGAAUCUCUGGAAACGAAAUUACAGGAAGUCACCAAUUCGUUAGAUGCCAUCAACAUCCUCAUCAAAAUGAUUGAAACACAAAUUGAAAAGAGUAAAAAUGUGAAAUUCCGAUCAUCUAUUCGUUCACAGGCGUCUGAAGCAUUUGAAAGUAAUUUUCGGGAGCUCACAUUGAGGCUUUCAGAUUUAAAUAGUGAGAAACGACAAUUAACUGAGACCGUAACUGACAUACAGCAAGAGACAAACACAGUCGAAAAAGAGCGGAUGUUUAUUUACAAAGACAUGCAGCAGACGACACAAGAAAUCGGUGCGAUCAGGAGCACACUUCUCAAAAGAUAUCCACAUUUGGAGACAUUUUUGGACUGUUUGCUGAAUGAGGACAACCAGUGUAUCAGAAACAUAACAGUUUCAAGUAUUGAUAAAUCAACUGCUGAAAACAUGUUAAAAUCGAGUAAUGAUGGAACAUUUGUUGUCCGUUAUUGUAACACAGAUGCUGAUAAGCCCUUUAUCAUUAGCGUUCGCUACCAAGGGUCAACAUACCAUUUUCCUGUACUAAAGCGCGGGGAUCGUUUUGGACUAGAAGAGAGCACGUGCAUUUUCACAAGCGUUGACGAACUUGUAAACUUAUAUUCUGAAGUGUCACUGUCUAUUCACAACAGGAUAUAUGGUACAUUAAAACUGUGUGACCAUUUAUUUUGUUGAAUGAUUUAAACAAACUUGACAGAUUGUACAGUACUCGUAUUGCACUAUUUAAAAUUGUUUACUUGUUUUGAUCAAUAUUUUUUUCAAAAUAAUGUGUAUUUUAUUCUCCUUCCCAUACAUUUUAUACAAUCAUCUUUAAAUGACACCAGUCAGUAUUUAAUAUUUGUUACUUUCAAUGUGCAUCUUUAUUAUCAUUUUCAUACAUGUAUAUGCUAUUAAAACUAUACAACGUAUGAUAUAAAUCAUUGCUUGACAUGAAAAAAUAUAUGAGCCGUGUCACGACAAAACCAACAUAAUGGGUUUGCGACCAGCAUGAAUCCAGACCAGCCUGCGCAUCCGCGCAGUAUGAUUAGGAUCCAUGCUGUUCGCUAUCAGUUUCUCUACUUGUUAUAGGGUUUGUCCUGAUCAGACUGCUGUUCUGGAUGCAUGCUGGUCGCAAACGCAUUACGUUGGUUUUGUCGUGACGCAGCUCAAUUAUAUUUUAAUUCCGUCAUUCCAUAUCGUUUGUGGGAUACCUGUGUCAUAGGGUUGUUUCAACGUCAUGUUUAUGCUUAUAUCAAUAAAUUAAACGAUGUUGAUUUAUGGGAACUGUUUAUGUAUCCUCAACGUAUAAAUAUCCGUAUCAGUCAAUGCCCAUAUAAGCUUUAUUUAACUAUACACUAACCACUGACCCAUUGCAUUGUUGACCAAUUUUUGUUAAUGUAUGAAUUGAAUGUGUUACAGCGUUACAUUCGACAUUUGUUAAUAUUAUUCGUUUAGAAUAAAUCUCAGUGUAG